UCAGGGCCUCUCUAUGAGUGGGCAUACACGGUGAGACUGUGAAGAUUGUAACAUCGCGCUGGUCAGGGUGAUGGGCUAGGCCGAUGCUUGAUGGCUCGCACGGACCUCUCGACUUUGCAAUGCUGUAACUAAACAGCUGAUUGGUGGGCUGGUGCAUGAAGGAGUCGUAGGGACUGGAAAGGCGAAUGAAGAAGCCUGCUUGAGGCGUCUGAGAGCGGCUGUAUCCUGUGAUCGGUUGCGUAAGAAGAGGAACAAGCGCGAGAUUCGCAAUCGCUUCGCGGCAACCCCACGUUAACGGUUGUUGCGCCUCAGAUCGACGUCCAGCUCACCAGUGUCAUCUGAACUGGCACCUUCCCGGCAGGGCAACGGUAGUUGACGGCGCCGGCGAUAUGGGGACAGAGCCAUCCGCGUGAGCUCAGGCAUUCUCUUGGUGUGACGGAGUCGAGGAUGGACGUUGGCAGUGGGGUCCUGUUCGAACCAUGAUCCAUCUCGAGGACAAACAACUGCCCCACUAUGCGGUCCGAUAGUUGCUUCACGUUGGGUGGGAGGGCAUGAAGCCGGUGGCAAGAUCGAAGACAUCACUGAAUGAAUCACUGUAGUGUAUCAUGGAACUUGUUUCUGCUCGAACCUGGCAGAAAUUGGCCACUGUCAUGCGGCCAAAAAUGGAAGUUCUUGAAGUUGAAUGACACUCCAUGGCAGGCAGCAUGGAAGUGAGGGGUAAGGUGAAUUGCGGGACGUUACUAGCGGUGUUUGUAAAAGGAUCUCAACUCAACACCACCACCAGCAAAAUAACCUACUUCUUGAGCUCUGGCCGCCGCCGCUAAUCAUGAGAAAUCAGUUCUCUUGCUCGUUAUUUCCACGUGGCGGGUUCGAUCUUCGUUUGCGGCAUGUUCUAGUCAUGAUCCAGGCCUUCUUCCUGCUUGGCUUUCAACGGCCGUCAGAGAAGCAAAGAACCUCAUCUUCAAAUCCGCCCUGCCCAGAAACGCCGCCUUUGCAACAGCAGGACAAGCCGCUAACUUGUCAAUGCGCUUCAUGACUCCAGCCUAAUUCAGGAUGGUCGAGAACAGACCCUGGAAGGCCAUGUGCCUCAAGACAGACACAGCUAAACCUUGUGGACCACACAUUCUUGACCAUAUUGACAAAGGGGACUGACACAUGUGCGUUGCAUGCAGAUACCUAUCUACAUACACGUCAACAACCGGUCUCUUCCCUCGUUGGCAACAUGUAGACAUCACGAGCACUCAUCUUCGACAUACAAGCGAGCUGUCUACACAACACUUUCAGUAGGAUAUAUUCUCUCGACACUUUCUCUAGCUUAAUGAUCAAUUCCUCUUCUCAGCCUCGACAUCACGCAGCAUGUAGCUGGGCUUGGCGGUUCGUCUGAUCUUUAGAGUCGCAAUACUCCGACUGCAAUGCGAGAUAGUGAUGGUAUUUCCAACUUUGCUGGGCAUCGCAGCGUGGGGGACGGCACUGUUAGUCAGAGGCAGAUGAAGAAAUUUCCACCAGUACCUACUGGCAAGGGCAAAGGGUAUAAGUGGAGCGUUCAGGGGGCCGCGCUCGGUCUCGACAAUCCACAGAAUGUUGCUCCGAUGCUCAUGGGGCUGGAUGCUGUUGCUCCAAAGCAAGCCACCGAGUCUACGCGCGAUGAAGCGCACGCCAGACCAACAACUCGGCAGAAACGAAACAAGGACCCAAGCUUUUCGGAUGCGGGGCAACGAGGUUGA
Molecule: messenger RNA, 1724 nt
Organism: Podospora pseudopauciseta
Lineage: Eukaryota; Fungi; Ascomycota; Sordariomycetes; Sordariales; Podosporaceae
Source: RefSeq, a predicted model, not a curated record